Molecule: messenger RNA, 1101 nt
Organism: Hypomesus transpacificus
Lineage: Eukaryota; Metazoa; Chordata; Actinopteri; Osmeriformes; Osmeridae
Gene: ppie
Product: peptidylprolyl isomerase E (cyclophilin E)
Exons: 9
Coding region: 14-922 (302 amino acids)
Biological process (GO): protein folding; protein peptidyl-prolyl isomerization
Cellular component (GO): intracellular membrane-bounded organelle
Molecular function (GO): peptidyl-prolyl cis-trans isomerase activity; RNA binding
Source: RefSeq, a predicted model, not a curated record
GUUUAAAUCCAAGAUGGCGUCGACAAAACGAGUGCUUUAUGUUGGUGGUUUGACUGAAGAGGUCGAUGAAAAAGUUCUUCACGCGGCAUUCAUUCCGUUUGGGGAUAUCACCGACAUCCAGAUUCCGUUAGACUAUGAAACAGAGAAACACAGAGGGUUCGCCUUCCUUGAAUUUGAAUUGGCAGAAGAUGCUGCUGCCGCUAUUGAUAACAUGAAUGAGUCUGAGCUCUUUGGCAGAACCAUCAGGGUGAACAUAGCCAAACCCAUGAGGAUCAAGGAAGGCUCCUCUCGUCCAGUAUGGUCGGAUGAUGACUGGUUGAAGAAGUUUUCUGGGAAGACCACAGAAGAAGCUGAGGUAGAAGAGUCUGCUGGGGAGUCUGUAAACAGUAAAACACAGGAGGGUGAACCCCCAGCUAAGAAGGGCAGAGUCAACCCCCAGGUCUACAUGGACAUCAAGAUUGGCAACAAGCCGGCUGGGAGGCUGCGGUUCCUUCUCCGAGCUGACAUUGUUCCCAUGACAGCGGAGAACUUCCGCUGUCUUUGCACUCAUGAGAAAGGCUUUGGCUUCAAGGGAAGUUGCUUUCACCGCAUCAUCCCCCAGUUCAUGUGCCAGGGAGGGGACUUCACCAACCACAAUGGCACUGGGGGCAAGUCCAUCUAUGGGCGCAAGUUUGAUGACGAGAACUUUGUCCUUAAACACACUGCUCCAGCACAACUAUCCAUGGCUAACUCUGGACCAAACAGCAAUGGCUCCCAGUUCUUCAUCACCUGUGACAAGACAGACUGGUUGGACGGCAAGCAUGUGGUGUUUGGGGAGUUGAUGGAGGGCAUGGAUGUGGUCCGUGCCAUGGAGGCCGAAGGGACAAAAGAAGGCAAGCCAAAGCAGAAAGUGAUCAUCUCGGACUGUGGGGAAUAUGUGUAAAUGAAAAUACGUGUGUGUGCGUGUGGUACAUGUGGAAAGAUGCGUUAGACUGUUCACAUCAGAUGGCUGAGUGAUACCAGUGUUCAGAUUAAUACUAUUACAGUAAUACUUUAUUGUCCAAGUUUUUCUAGACCAACCCUUUGUAUUGUAAAUACUGCAAUAAACACUUUUAUAAUAAA